AAUCAAGAAGUUGGGCAGGUUGCUUAUUUCAACAUACCGUGGUACAAUCUACCGUCAAUGUAUCAGCGACACCUGUGCCUUAUGAUUGUUAGGGCACAACAAUAUUGCAGUAUUUCAGCAUUAACUUUCCGAACGUUGUCUAUCCAUACAUUAACGACUAGACUAUUAGUCGACAAACGUUUAACAGUUUUAUAGCUGUUCAUUUCACGACUUGUAUUACACUAAUGAAGAGAACACGAUCAACUUUAAAGACACAUUCUGUCGAAGAAAAAAACAUUGAUGAUAUCGACACAGAUGAAAUGAAAACCAAAUCAAAGGGUGUGGAAGAGAAUUCAAUGGUGCAAAAUAAAAAUUUUAAAGAUAAAGAACUAUCUAACACAGCAGAAACAUUGAAACCACCAGUAGAAAAUGUUCAGAAUCUGGAACAGAAACAAACAAAUAAACUCAACUUUAAAAGUUUGAGAGAUAGGAAUAAAGGGAUUGACGAAGAACUUCAACCAAAUAUACCUCCUCCAAAAAGUAAACCUAGAGCAGUGGUAGACCUUAAAAUGAUGAAAGAAGAAUUAAAACAAUUGGAAGAUCCACCAUUGACUGCAUGGGAAAAAGAAAUAUGUUCAAAUAGAUUGCCAUAUUCAUUUUUCAAUUGUCCUUGUGAAGAAUUAGCACAAAAUUUAUUAGGGAAAAUACUAGUUCGCUGCCUAGAAAAUGGUACUAUUUUAAAAGGUAGAAUUGUUGAAACAGAAGGAUAUUUAGGAGUAAUUGAUAAAGCAUCACAUACUUAUCAAAAUAAAGUUACUCCUCGUAAUAUACCAAUGUAUAUGCCACCUGGUACUAUAUAUAUAUAUAUGACAUAUGGAAUGUAUCAUUGUUUCAACAUAUCUAGUCAAGAGUCAGGAGCGCAUGUAUUAAUAAAAGCAGUAGAACCUAUGCUUGGCCUUGAUUAUAUGGAAUUAUUAAGAAAUAUGCAGACAAAAGAAAAUAAAAAAGAAAAGGAAAUAGUAAAAAAUGUUCAAAAUUUUAAAAAGUAUGAACUUUGUAACAAUCCAACCAAAAUUUGUACAGCUUUUGUUAUUGAUGAAGAUAUCUUCAACCAGAAAAAGAUUUAUGAAUGUAGUGAUUUGUGGAUAGAAUAUGAUCCUUAUAUAAAAUCAACUACUAUUGUAGCAGCAAAUUCUGAUGAUUCAAACAAUAAUAAAGAGAAAGUGUGGAGAUAUUAUGUAUUAGGAAGUUCUAGUGUUAGUCAUAGAGAUAUUAAAUCUGAAGAACAUGCAUAUACUAUUUAACACUUUCCAUCUUUUGUAUUUCAUAUUCUUCAAUAAAGAAAUAUCCUGGUAAGAUUUUAGGUGAAGGGUGUGCUGUUUUAAUAAGGGCAGUCGAACCCUUAGAAGGUAUUGGGUAUAUGACUAAUCAACGAACUUCAAAGAGAUCAUCGAGUGCAUCUAAAAAGUUAUUAAAAGAUUUAAAGGAACAUGAAUUAUGU
Molecule: messenger RNA, 1480 nt
Organism: Bombus huntii
Lineage: Eukaryota; Metazoa; Arthropoda; Insecta; Hymenoptera; Apidae
Product: putative 3-methyladenine DNA glycosylase
Exons: 6
Coding region: 225-1283 (352 amino acids)
Biological process (GO): base-excision repair
Molecular function (GO): DNA binding; alkylbase DNA N-glycosylase activity
Source: RefSeq, a predicted model, not a curated record